AUGCGCAGACGUGAAAUUUGGUCAUCGAAGCAUAAGUUCAUGAUUCCUCAUGCUCAACAGCUGUUUGCAAUCUGGGCAUUAUGUAUGGUUGUUGAAUUAGCUGGACUCAGCGAAGCAAUACCAUCAUGUGGUGUUCCCGAAAAAAAUGUAUGUCGCACAGACGCCUGUAAACAAAGAGCUAAAUUGAUACUGGACAGUAUGAACGCCACCGAAGAUCCAUGCACUGAUUUCUAUGCCUACGUGUGUGGAAACUGGACAAACUCCCACAAGAUUCCUGAUGACAAGGCAAUCCUAGGAUAUCAUCACAUCCUUACUGAUAAAGCCGAGGAGGACAUAAAACAUAUUUUAUUGAACGCCACGACUAAGGAAGAUGAGCCGCAGAAUGCAACUGAUAAGGCUAUUCGCGCCUACAAAGUCUGUGUGUGCGAAACUGUGGACGAGGGAAAAGAACUUGAGGACCUGCUGCAAUUACUUAAGGAGAAAGGUUUGACCAAGUGGCCUAUACUGAAAGGGGAAGAUACACCUUAUAAAGACUACAAUGGGCUACUCAAGAAAACAGGCUUUUCGCAACUAAUUGAUUUUGAAGUGAAACGGGACGCUAAAAAAAUUGAAAAAUAUGCGAUAUACCUCACCUUAACAAGCGUAAGCAGUAACUUGUCAUCACUCUACAACGAAGCGAACAUCUCCAUUUUGUCCGAAAAGUCUCCAGAGAUUGAAUGGCUGCAAAUACUCAAUAAUGUGUUUUCAAUCGCCAAUAUAACCCUUGAAGGAAAUGAACCAGUAAUUGUGCUGCAUCCGCAAUAUGUUUAUGGUAUCGGGAAAAUUCUGAAGAACACAAGUUUAUCUACGCUGUAUAAUUACCUAUACUGGACACAAAUUCGGACACAUGGAUCUGUGUCGUCCAAGAAGUUUGGUCAGUUAGUAUCUGAAUUUGACGAAGAGGCAUUUGGAGUAGAAACAGUCACACCGCGUUGGAAGACGUGCCUCUCGGAAAUAUCAGGCGUAUUGAAACAUGCCCUAAUUCGUCUUUAUGUGGAUAAACAUUUUGAGCCCAACGCUAUACACACUGUGAACCACUUAGUGGAUGCCGUUAACAGUACUUUUCAAGAAAUGCUUCAAAAUAAUACAUGGAUGGAUUGCAGUACUCGUGAGGAGGCAUUAAACAAGCUUCAAAAAAUGAUUCGUAAAAUCGGUUAUCCUUACUGGAUUCUCAAUGACACGCAUCUUGAUCAACUUUAUGAAUAUGUGCCUAACCUUUCCUUGAACGACUCAUUUGUGAACGUAUUGCACAGUCUGAAGCAAAAUCACUUCAUUAAAUACCUUCAAAAUUUACGUCAACCAUAUAAGAGGGAAGAUCAGUGGCACCCUAGUCCGGCAGAAGUGGGCGCGUAUUACAAUGGACUGGUAAACGAUAUCACUUUCUCUGCUGGAAUACUUCAGCCGCCAUUUCUUCAAGACGAUAUUCCUUCAUCAAUCAAUAUGGGAGCAAUUGGAGCGGAUAUAGGCCAUGAAAUUUCUCAUGCUUUUGAUAACUCCGGUAACCAAUAUGAUGCUGAUGGAAAGCUGAGGAACUGGUGGACAGACGCCGCACAAAAGGAGUACCUAAACAGAUCUGAAUGUUUUGUACAGAUGUACAACGUACCUGUAAAAGAAGUCAACAUGACUGUAAACGGACGUUUUACUCUCGGUGAAAACAUUGCUGAUAACUCUGGUUUAACAGCAGCCUAUCUGGCAUGGAAAAAAUUCAAUGAUACCGAACAACUCCUUCAUGAUCUAGAAUACUUAACGGGAGACCAGCUGUUCUUCGUUUCGUAUGCCCAUAACUGGUGCACGAACAUCAGGGAAGGAAGGCUGCGACAUGAUAUCAUUAAUGACGUCCACAGUCCUGCCAAAUAUCGAGUGAACCUUCCAUUGGGAAAUUCUCAAGCUUUUCUGGAUGCAUUCCGCUGCAACAAGUCUUCACCCAUGAACAUUAAAAAUAAGUGCGUUCUGUGGUGACCAACUGUAGGUUCGAAAUAAAACUUCGAAUUGAAUAAAGGUGAACUGUAU
This is a messenger RNA of Ixodes scapularis (black-legged tick), 2049 nucleotides long. Its product is annotated as endothelin-converting enzyme 1-like. The record is from RefSeq and is a predicted model, not a curated record. Gene Ontology annotation, molecular function: metalloendopeptidase activity. Gene Ontology annotation, cellular component: plasma membrane. Lineage: Eukaryota; Metazoa; Arthropoda; Arachnida; Ixodida; Ixodidae. The coding region runs from base 1 to 1998 and encodes 665 amino acids. Gene Ontology annotation, biological process: protein processing. The transcript is spliced from 19 exons.